This is a messenger RNA of Penicillium samsonianum, 7650 nucleotides long. RefSeq names its product type I iterative polyketide synthase. Gene Ontology annotation, molecular function: phosphopantetheine binding; acyltransferase activity. The coding region runs from base 1 to 7650 and encodes 2549 amino acids. NCBI's taxonomy places the organism in Eukaryota, Fungi, Ascomycota, Eurotiomycetes, Eurotiales, Aspergillaceae. The transcript has 4 exons. The record is from RefSeq and is a predicted model, not a curated record.
AUGGUUGAUCUGAAGUCCAAUACCCUGACCCUAAUAUUCGGGCCUCAAGAUCCCGACAUCGACAACGGACACCUAGACGGCCUUCGAAAAGAGUUGUUGGAAGCAUCUCAUCUUCAAUGGAUAGUCGAUCUUCUGACGAAGCUACCACAAGAGUGGGCGACCAUCUCUGCAGCGCACCCCGAGCUCCAGGCCUUCCAGGGUAGAAAAUACCUUCAGCUGCUCAGCGAAUGGAUGAGAAGGGGAGUAUUACCGCACGGUCUGUUUCCGUUGCCUAAUAUCUUGGUCACACCGUUGGUUGUAACAACACAGUUGGUACAAUUUACCAAAUUCCUGGAGCAGAUAAAGCCAAAAAUUACACGGGAGGAUUCCCUAAAGGAGGUAUUGAAGAUCGAUACCGAUACAACUGGCCUCUGCACUGGACUGUUGAGCAGCGCUGCUGUUGCCAGCUCGGGGAGUCUUGCAGAACUUGAAAAAUAUGGCGCGGCAGCUAUCCGAAUGGCGAUAUCAAUUGGCGCGCUGGUUGAUGCAGGUGACUCAGAAGUUGAAGACGGUGAUAAGUGGCAGUCUCUCGCGGUUGGAUGGACAACCCAGACGGCGGAGGCGAAGCUGUAUAGCAUCUUGGAGCAUUUCCCCGAGGCAUACAUAUCUGUUAUUUCAGAAGCCCGCCUAGCCACACUCACUGUCCUCAAGGUGGAUUCAAGUGAAAUCGAAGAGCAGUUGAAAGACGGCGGCUUGAUUUUCACAAAGACAACACUGCGUGGACCCUUUCAUUGUGAACGGCGCGAGGACCAGGCGACAGCCCUUCUGCAUCUCUUUGACUCGGAGUCCGCUUUCCAUUUCCCGGCCACCUCGCAGCUUGCCUUUAAAGCACGGGCAGCCGAUGGCUCUGACCUCCCCACCGACGAAAAGCUUCACCAGAUGGCUGGUCGCGCAAUGCUAACAGAGCGGGCUGAUUGGCACAAGCUGUUUACGACACUUCAUGAAACAACCUCCCUGGCUGUAACAUUCGGAAGUCAGCGUUUCGUACCACAGUGGUUCCUCCGCAAGCUUGGACCUAAGUUGUCGUAUGCAGCCGAUCUCGAUAUUCAGGUGGGUAAAUGCCCUGCCCCAAUGUAUGCUCUAUUCGACUCUGCCCAAGACCACUCCAUCGCCGUGGUUGGUAUGGCUUGCCAUUUCCCUGGCGGUAGAGACAUCGAUGAGUUUUGGAACACCAUUUGCGCAGGAGAAUCGCAGGCCCGCGAGGUCUCAGCCGACAGAGUGAAUUUUGAGUACGCGGCCUGGCGUGAGAGCAACGCAGAGCGAAAGUGGUUUGGAAAUUUUGUAAAAGAUCACGAUGUCUUCGACCACAAGUUCUUCCAGAAGAGCCCGAGAGAAAUUGUUUCGACUGACCCUCAACACCGACUAAUGUUGCAAGUUGCCUAUCAGGCGGUGCAGCAGUCCGGGUACUUCAAUAAGCCAAGUUCCAGCCGACAUGUUGGUUGCUACGUCGGCAUUGGCGUAACAGACUAUGAGAACAAUGUCGCAUGUUAUGAGCCCACAGCAUACACGGCGACGGGAAACCUCAAGUCCUUCGCCGCUGGAAAGAUUAGCCACUUCUUCGGUUGGAGUGGACCUGGCGUGACGAUCGAUACAGCCUGUUCAUCCUCCGCCCUGGCGGUGCACCACGCGUGCAGCGCAAUUCUGAGUGGCGAGUGUGAUGCCUCCCUCGCUGGCGGUGUUAAUCUUAUGACAAGCCCUGAAUGGUAUCAGAACCUCGCCGGGGCGUCGUUCCUCAGCCCUAGUGGGCAAUGCAAGCCAUUUGACGCGGCAGCGGACGGUUAUUGCAGAGGAGAGGGCGCGGGUGCCGUUUUCCUGAAGAAAUUAUCCGCCGCGGUCGAGGACGGUGAUCAGAUCCUCGGUGUUAUCAAGGGAUCUAGUGUGAACCAAAACGAGAACUGCUCGGCAAUUACCGCCCCGAGUGUUUUGUCUCUUGGCAAUGUAUUCAACAGCGUGCUCAGGAAAGCCAGACUUGACCCCAAGCAGAUCUCUGUGGUAGAGGCACACGGCACAGGAACGCAGGUCGGCGAUAAAGCAGAGUACGACAGUGUUCGCAAAACGCUAGGUGGACCAGGCCGUGCGCAGCCUCUGAAUUUGGGAUCUGUUAAGGGUCUCAUUGGUCACUUAGAGUGUGGCUCUGGCAUCGCUGCGUUGAUCAAAGUGUUGCUGAUGAUUCAACAUGGCUCUAUUCCUCCGCAGGCCGGCUUCAACACCCUAAACCCAAAGUUGAGGGCCUUGCCAUCAGAUAAUAUUGACAUAUCCAAGAAUCUCAAGCCCUGGAAAGCAGACUUCCGUGCAGCACUCCUGAACAAUUACGGUGCUUCUGGCUCGAACGCUUCGCUGAUCGUAACCCAGGCAAGCCAAGUGCCACGCGACGGCGAGCCUUUGGAAACCUCCGUCGGAUACAAGCGUCCCUUCUGGUUCUCUGGCUUGGACAAUCAAUCUUUGCGAUCAUACGCGGCCAAGACGAUCGAAUUUCUCCGAUCGAGAAAGACGAAUGACCACCAUUUCUCAGUCGCAAAUCUAUCUUUCCAACUAGCUCAUCAGUCAAAUCGCUCCCUUGGAGAGUCACUGAUCUUCAGUUGUGCAUCAAUCGACGAGCUCGAAGCGAAACUUGCCAAUUUUGCAAACGGGCGUGGCGAAUUGGCCUCAACAACCGGAAAGCAGCCAUCGAGACCAGUUAUUCUUUGCUUCGGUGGCCAACGAUCGAACUUUGUCGGUUUAGACCGAGAAGCUUAUGAGUAUUUCCCACUGCUACGUGCCCAUCUCGACCAUUGUCACGAGGUCUGUCUGUCGCUCGGGCUGGGAGGAAUUGUGCCAGCAAUAUUUGAGCGUACGCCGAGGGAAAGUAUUGUCGAAUUGCAGACAAUGCAGUUUGCUCUGCAGUACUCCUGCGCCAAGAGCUGGAUCGAGAGUGGCCUGCAAGUCUCAGCGCUUGUCGGUCACAGUAUUGGUGAGCUCACGGCCAUGUGUGUAUCGGGUAUGCUAUCAGUCGAGCACGCUCUGAAAUCGAUCUCCAGAAGAGCCAAAAUUAUUGAAGAGAAGUGGGGUGUGGAGAAGGGUUGUAUGUUGGCUGUCGACGGAGAGUUAGAUAACGUACAACAACUGCUGCGACUGGUGAAUGCCGAUUCCUCUGCUCCCGUCAAUAUUGCCUGCUUCAACGGACCUCGCAACUUCACCCUGGCCGGCACAGCUUCCGACAUAGAACUUGUCAAGAAGACAAUAUCCAUUAACCCCGCCUUGUCUAACAUCAAGACAAAGGCCCUGGAUACCACCCACGCUUUCCACUCCGCAUUGGUGGAUGAUCUUGUCCCCGCACUUGAGAAGCUUGGAGAGGAUGUGAUCUUCCGCAAGCCAGCUAUUCACCACGAGCGAGCAGCUCAAGACAGCACUAGCAGCCCGCCCCCCUUUGCGGUCUUUGCUUCUCAUAUGAGAGACCCUGUCUAUUUUGACAAAGCAGUGCAACGUCUCGCAGAUCGAUACCCUUCAAGCAUCUGGCUGGAGGCGGGUUCAGGGUCGGGCGUAACAGCUCUUGCUAACAGAGCUGCUGGAUCCCAGAAUAUGACUUUCCAAUCCAUUAACAUCACUAGCUCGGGAGCCGUCGAUAACAUCACCGAUGCGACAGUAAACCUGUGGAAGGCAGGCCUCAACGUGUCUUUCUGGGAGCAUGUUAAACCUGCAAUCAACUGCCCCCUACUCUUGCUACCACCGUACCAGUUUACCAAGUCGCGACAUUGGCUGGAGCGCCGCAAGCAGGAGCUCAAACAAAUUGAGUCCGUCGUGCAGGUACCCGAGGCGCGCACAGGCAUGUGGUCAUUCAUAGGCUACGACUCCACAAAUACAAACGCACGGUUCCAGGUUCACACCAAGUCUGAAGAAUUCCAGGAUUAUGUCGGAGCCCAUUUCAUCGCACAAACGGCAGCCAUUUGCCCCAGUAUGGUCCAGCAGGUUAUCGCUCGUGAUGCAUUGGCGACCUUGGUUGACGACCCAAAUCUCUCUGCUGGGCUUGAAUGCAUGGAGAGCGAGUCCCCGUUAUGUCUGGGCGGUUCCAAGCAAGUCUGGCUCGAUGCCAAGGUGGUUGAUGACAGCCCGCUUACCUGGAAAUUCCAUAUCACCAGCACAGACCACACGGAGGAGGUCACACAACACGUUUCAGGCCGCAUGGUGUUCCGCUCGCCUGGAGAUGCUGCUCAGAUCUUUGACACUUAUGAGCGACUGGUUGAUCACAAGCGUGCUAUGGCUCUCCUCGAUGGAGAAGAGUCCGACCAAGUCAUCAAGGGCAGCCGUAACAUCUACAGGGUAUUCACGCCCGUGGUACAGUACAACAAAGACAGUUACAAGGGACUGCAGAAGCUGGCCUCGGCCGGAAACGAGUCCGCAGGACGCAUCGUCAAACAAGAUUCAACGAAGACCAUCCUCAGCGUUGGUCUCGGUGAUACCUUCUGUCAAGUCGCCGGGAUCUUCUUGAACUGCAUGGCAGAUAGCACGGAAGGCAAUAUGUAUCUGUCUAAUCGAGUUGACCGGUGGAUUCGUUCGCCUAGCUUCCCAGUUGAUGCACGACCAGAGCGGUGGGACGUGUAUGCGCGCCAUCAACAAUCACCGAAGGCAUACGUGAGCGACUUGUUCAUCUUCGAUGCUGACAGUGGCAAACUGGUGUGGGUCGUUUUGGGUCUCCACUUUGUCGAAGUAUCAAUCGCCGGCAUGUCACGACUCUUGUCGAAAUUGACUGGGACCCAGCCUGCACAACAGGCAGCUCCCACUUCGGUGACUGUAACCGACGUGGCCCCGAUCAAGUCAUCUGCCAAGAAGGAUAUUCCGGUUCGAGAAUUCAAAACCACCAAGCCAGCUAGCAAUCCUACAAUUAGCAAAAAGCAACCGAGUGCAAAGAAAGACGAAGGGCCUGACGUUCUCAGUGGUGUUCGGGCUUUGUUCAUCAACUUGUUGGGCCUUGAAGCGGACGAGAUACAACUCAAUUCUGACCUUGUUGAAUUGGGUAUUGACUCGCUCCUGGCCAUGGAGGUUGCUCGCGAGGUGGAGAAGAAGUUCAACAUCAAGUUUGAGUUGGAGGAGCUCAUGGAUAUGACAGACGUGCGGAGCUUGGUGAACGGCAUUCGAGCCAAUAUGGGGGCAUCCGACUCCUCCGGAACAGAAGAAGACAGCAGCGACGAGAUUGCUACAAGCUCCUCUAUCAGCGAUUCUAUUAUGACCCCAGGCGGCGAAAUUGAUGGAAUCCACAAGAGCGAUGCGCAACUCCCCACCCGUUCUAUUGCCGACAUCUUCACAGAAACCAAACUCCUGACGGAUCAAUUCAUUGAGGAAAACCAACUCUCUGGCUAUUCUAAUCACGUGCAGCCCAAGCUAACUGAGUUGGUCAUUGUCUACACGCUGGACGCCCUCGACCAAAUGGGAUGCUCUCUUCGUUCUGCUCAGCCCGGCGAGACGAUCGCUCAAAUACCUCAUCUCCCCAAGCAUGACAAGGUUAUGGCUGUUCUGCGAGGGUUGCUAGAAAAGGCCCGCCUUGUGGACGUCGAGGGCUCGGCAUUGAUUCGCACAGCGCUUCCAGUACCAUCCAAAUCCGCCUCCAAGCUGCUAGACGAGCUUCUACAUGAGUACCCUGAGCACUACUACGACCAUAAGCUCACCAGCCUGACUGGGUCCAAGCUGGCGGAUUGCCUGACGGGCAAGACAGAAGGUAUCCAGCUGCUCUUUGGCUCUGCCGAGGGACGAGAACUCGCGGCGGGGAUGUAUGGGAAGUCUCCCAUCAAUGUGGCCUGGCUGCGACAACUGGAGUAUUUCUGGGAGCAGUUGAUGGCCCACCUCCCAACGCAACGCGGCGAACCAAUUCGCAUUCUGGAGAUGGGUGCUGGUACAGGUGGUACGACGGCAGCAUUGUUGCCACUUUUGGCGCGCUCCGGUGUCCCAGUUGAGUAUAUUGCUAGUGACAUCUCACCAUCACUGGUUGCUGGACUCCGGAAGCGAUUCAGGGAGUACCCAUGGAUGCGGUUUGAGGUCAUCGACAUUGAGAAGUCAGCCCCUAUUAAGCUUCUGGAAAGCCAGCACAUUGUGCUUGCAACGAAUUGUGUCCACGCAACUCACAGUCUGGCAAAUACCACCAACAAUAUCCACAAGAUGCUUCGCCCCGACGGUUUCUUGAUCAUGCUGGAGAUGACCGAGGCGGUACCUUGGGUGGAUUCGGUAUUUGGAUUGGUUGAAGGCUGGUGGCUCUUCGAUGACGGUCGUGACCAUGCCCUUGCCCAGCCAGAGGUCUGGGAAAAGACGCUGCACCGCAACGGAUACGGCCACGUCGAUUGGACUGAUGGCAACCUGCCAGAGAACUCUAUUCAGCGCAUCAUCAUCGCCCUCGCUUCUCCCGAGAGUCACAGCCGGCUCCCGGCUGACUUAUCUGCUCGCCAAACAGUAACGGACUCGUUGGUCCAAAAGCACACCAGUGGCUUUGCAGCCCCAGUCCCGCGCCUGAUCGAUCAGAGCUCCUCGCGGUGUGUGCUUGUAACAGGCGCCACGGGCUGUCUGGGGUCCCACAUUGUGGGCCACCUCGUUGAACAACCGGGUGUUCGCAAAGUCAUCUGCCUGAACAGGGUGAGCAGUUCAGACCCAACCACUCGACAGCACGACGCUCUGUUCUCAAGAGACCUUAUACUUCAUGAAAAACUUUCAAAAUUGCAUAUUAUAGAGACGGACUCAUCUUCACCCAACCUCGGUCUCUGCCCCGAAGACUAUCGACAUCUAGUCACGAACGUCACAGAUAUCGUGCACAACGCAUGGGCUAUGAGCAUGACGCGCCCUGUGCGCGGAUUCGAACCACAGUUCAAAUCCAUGCGCAAUCUGAUCAACCUUUCUCGCGACUGCGCCUCGAAGGGGCGGAAAAUCGGGUUCCAGUUCAUCUCCUCCGUAUCCGUGGUAGGCAGUCAUCCUUUCCUGACUGGACAAGCACGAGUCCUGGAGGAAAGAGUCAACGCAGAAUCCGCUUUGCCAAUGGGUUACGCUGACGCCAAGCUUGUUUGUGAGCAUAUGCUCGACGAGACUCUGCACCGAUAUCCUGAGUUUUUCCGCGCCAGUUCUGUGCGCGUCGGCCAAAUCUCUGGAUCGAAAAUCAAUGGAAAAUGGAACCCGGUGGAACAUCUCGUGCACUUGAUUAAGUCAUCCCAGACACUCGGAGUAUUACCAGACUUGGACGGGGUUCUAUCCUGGUGCCCCGUCAACGACGUAGCCGCCACACUGUGUGAACUGCUGAUCGGGGAUCAGCCUGCAUACCCAAUUUAUCACAUUGAGAAUCCAGUGCGGCAACCGUGGCGCGAAAUGAUCCCCAUUCUUUCCGAUGCACUCAAUAUUCCGCAGAUCAACAUCGUUCCCUACGGUGAAUGGCUACAUCGUGUGCGCCAAUUCCCACCCAGCCUGAUGUCGGAGAACCCAGCGGCUCGGUUGGCGGACUUUUUCGAGACGGAUUUCUUGCGUAUGUCAUGCGGUGGAAUGAUACUGGACACGGCUCACACCAAAGAGCAUUCUGAAACGUUCAGGGGCUUGGGACCGAUUGACGAGUCGCUGGUUAGGAGGUAUAUACAGGCGUGGAAGGAGUCGGGAUUUUUGCAUUUCUAA